Messenger RNA from Paramuricea clavata, 1264 nucleotides. The record is from the annotation of a GenBank genome assembly. NCBI's taxonomy places the organism in Eukaryota, Metazoa, Cnidaria, Anthozoa, Malacalcyonacea, Plexauridae.
AUGUCUUCCAAGAGUAACAGAACUGUUGCCAUCAUCAAUGGUAAAGAGGAUUAUGAAACACUUAAGACUGCACUUCCUCAUUUUUUUGAUGAGGUAAACUCCCUUAUUGAAAAAGGGACCCUACUUGUUGACGGGAAGGAAGUCAAGUUGGAAUUUUCCCUGGGUGCAGACUACAUAUUUUUGUUGAUGGAUAUGGGCCUGAAUUCAGCAAAUGCUGACUAUGCAUGUUUGUGGUGUGAAAUCCACAAAAAUCUUAGAUGGGACACAAGCAAAGAUUUACUUUUUUAUAAUACGGCACCCCUUAAAAGAACCCUGGAAAAUAUCAAAAAGCAAUGCAAAUGCAACAAGUCAAACUUUCGCUGUAUUAACCCCCCUCUUGUUAAUAUAUCCUUGGAUCAUGUUGUGGCUGAUGAAUUAUAUCUCCUAUUAAGAGUGACUGACAGACUUCUUCAAAAUAUUAUCGAUGAAAUUUUGGAAAAGAAUAGUAUAGACGACUUCAACAAGCCAAAGGGACAUCCGAAAGGAGCAAACUUAAUGAAAUUUGUUGAAGAUGUUAAUGAACUUGGUGUUACAUUUUCUGUGUGGUACAAAAAAAAUGGGGACGGUUCAAGUAGCAAUAUUUUAGAUUACACAAGCCUUGUUGGGGCACAGAAAAAGCUACUUUUAAAAAAAUUGCCGUCCAAGUUACCAAAUUAUCUGAAUUCAAACACUGCUGCCACUGUUGUGAAAAUAUGGGAAGAUUUCAAACAAUACUAUGAUUUUAUAUCCGAUCCUAAUUUGACAAGUGAUAUGUCUAAUACUGCAUUUGAAAAAGCAAAACAGUGGCUCGAAUUAUUCUGUUCGAUAAAAAAGGAUCGAACUGGGUAUGAAAAUCAAAGGGUUACUCCAUAUAUGCACAUCAUGUGUUACCAUGUUCCCAUUGUUUAUGCAAAAUCAUGGUUGCUUCAAAAAGUUCACUGGACAAGGUGUAGAGAAAAACAAUGAUGAUGCAAAGAGAAUUUUAUUUCAAAAAUCAAACAAAUGGGAUUCUGCCAAAGAUAUACUUUUUAUGGAGAGUAGACAGUGGGACCUAGGGGAACAUGAGAGGAAGAAAGGCAACUACAUUAAAAUAAAUCAUGAAUACUGGGAUGUAGAUAUCAACCAAAAUCGUAAAAAAUCUAAACCACUUACAGAAGCUGCUAUCCUUCAGGAUGAUGAUGUGACUGCUGAUGUUGCAACUGGUUCAGUUAAUUACAGGAGCUUCACAGUCACACAGCUGAGGUAG